Messenger RNA from Poecilia reticulata (guppy), 7952 nucleotides. RefSeq names its product zinc finger, MYM-type 2 (gene zmym2). The record is from RefSeq and is a predicted model, not a curated record. NCBI's taxonomy places the organism in Eukaryota, Metazoa, Chordata, Actinopteri, Cyprinodontiformes, Poeciliidae. Gene Ontology annotation, molecular function: zinc ion binding.
GAAGGGUCCUGCGUAGUGCGCACGCGCUUCCCUCUCGGAUUAAUGUCAAGGCACAAAAGUGGCGCUACAGCGUUUCGAGCUCUCCUCCGGUGGUUGCCUUAGCGAUGGAUGGGGAGUUAGAGCCAAGCCCUGUUGUGGCAGAGGACGUGGAGGAGAGGGCGGAGCUCCUCGACGCCACUCCUUCCUCCCAGCCGCCAUCCCCAACUCCCGCCGAGGAGUCUGGGGAGCCGGUGUCCAUGGAAACGGGAGACGAAGCCACAAAGGAGGGUGGCACAGAGGACAAUGAGGAUGAUGAUGUUGUUCUCGUAGAGGAGGAGGCUUCCCAGCCACUUCCCGCUGCUGCUGCUGCUGCAACCUCUUCUCCAGACGGACCCGACGCGGAGAGUGCCGAGCAUGCGGGCGCUGCGCCAGAGGACGCAGCAGAAACGCCUUCCAAGAGCCCAAACUCUCCUCCGUCUUCCAACGCAUCCAUGGCGGCGAUGGCGGCGGCAGCGUACCAGAAGCCGCCGACCGCAGCCCCGGAGCCCAUCGUCAUCGACGACGAGGAGGACUGUGAACAGAAAGAAAACUCUUCCCCCUCACCUGCACUCCCUGGGGAGUCCUCCGCCUCCCACUCGCCCGCUGCGUUCAGCAGCAAUGACCCGGACUCGGAGAUCAGGAUCUCCAGCGUCACCACUCUGGGCUCCAGCAACCAGAGGGGCUCGGCGGCCAACACGCCGCCGCAUCCAGACGAUGCCCAGGCCGACAUCAACCUGAUGAUCACUUCGGUGACGUCCCUCCAAGGCGGAGCGGUGGCUGUCGGAGAGGCGGAUGAAAACGAGACAGAGGAGAACGGUCUGCAGAUCAGCAGUGCCUUCAGUCUGAAUCCUGACACCCCAUCUGCUCGACCAACCGCCUCCUUUAACCCCGGCCGAGGCUCCGCCAGCCAGCUGGUUCAGAACGGAGACACGGGGACACACAAAGGAGCAGACUCGUGGAUCUCUCAGUCGGCCUCGGUUCCUCGGAACCAGAAGCAAAGCGGGGUGGACUCUCCAUCGCCUGCCACCUCGCUGCCAAAGCCUGCAGGCCAGUCUUCCUCCUCCACCUCCUCCUCAGGCUCCCAGACACAACCCAGGACCGUCAAGGUGACCUGCGCCAACUGCAAAAAGCCUCUGAAGAAAGGCCAGACAGCCUACCAGCGAAAAGGCUCAUCUCACUUGUUCUGCUCCACCACGUGUCUCUCUGCCUUCUCACACAAACCUGCACCCAAGAAGACCUGCACCAUGUGCAAAAAGGACAUCACACACAUUAAGGGCACCAUUGUGGCCCAGGUGGACUCUAGCGAGUCUUUUCAGGAGUUCUGUACGACCGGCUGCUUGGGCGCGUACGAGAACAAGAACAACCCGCCUAAAACAGGCCUGAAAAACAAAUGCACCGUCUGUGGGAAACUCACAGAGAUUCGGCAUGAGGUUAGCUUUAAGAACGUGACCCACAAGAUCUGCAGCGACACAUGUUUCAAUGUUUACCGCAAAGCCAACGGGCUGAUCAUGAACUGCUGCGAGCAGUGUGGCGACUAUCUGCCCAGCCGGGCGUCGGCCAACCACUUCCUGCUGGUCGAUGGCCAGCAGAAACGCUUCUGCUGCCAGAACUGCAUCAGGGAUUACAAACAGGCUCACAGUAAACUCGCCAGCUGUAUGACUUGCAAAACACUAAUCAAGACGGGGGAGGUGCUCCAAAGCCUCGGCGCAGGCGGCACCAUGAGCUCCUACUGCUCCGUCAGCUGUAUGAACAAGGGCAAGCUGACGUCGUUCAUCAACAAGGAACCUACAUGUCAUUUCUGUAAAAGAAGCUCUUUGCCGCAGUACCAGGCCACGCUGCCAGAGGGCGACAUCCUCAACUUCUGCAGCUCCCAAUGUGUUGCCAAGUUCCAGAACGCUUCCCUUCCGACAACCACCAACGGUCAGACGCCCCUCAGCAACAGCUCUGUYCAGCUGAAAUGYAACUACUGCCGAGGAGCAUUCAGCCUGAAGCCCGAAAUUUUGGAGUGGCAGGAUAAAGUCUAUCAGUUCUGCAGUAAGACGUGCUGUGAGGACUACAAGAAGCUCCACUGCAUCGUGACGUUUUGCGAGUACUGCCAAGAAGAGAAGACCCUUCAUGAGAUGGUUAAGUUCUCUGGCGUCAAGAGGCCCUUCUGCAGCGAAGGCUGCAAGCUGCUAUUUAAACAGGAUUUCAUCAGCCGACUGGGGCUGAAGUGUGUGAGCUGCAACCACUGCAGCCAGCUGUGCAAAAGAGGCAUCACCCAGCAGCUCGGUAACAUGACCCGGGACUUCUGCAGCGAGGCCUGUGCCAAAAAGUUCAACGACUGGUACUACAAGGCAGCGCGGUGCGACUGCUGUAUGGUUCAGGGAAACCUGACGGAGUCGGUGAUGUGGAGGUCGGAGAUGAAGCAUUUCUGCGACCAGGAGUGUCUGCUGAGGUUCUACUGCCAGCAGAACGACCCCAUCAUGGUCACGCAGAAGGGACCAGAGAACACCACGCUGGGUCUAGAUAUGCACGCCGCAAAAUCUGGGCUGGUGAACCAGAGUGCUGUGGCGUACUCCAGUGGAGGACUGAUCAGAGAUGUGAAGAAUAAAGCGGUGCUGUGCAAACCGCUCACCCUGACCAAAGCCACCUACUGCAAACCACACAUGCAGAGCAAACAUCUACAGACGGACGUAGAUGACGGCGUGAAGAGGGAGUAUAUCCCCGUACCCAUCCCUGUUCCCGUCUUCAUCCCAAUGCCUAUGAACAUGUACGCCCAGGUCACCCCCACUCCAGUCUCUAUGCCUCUACCGGUUCCYGUGCCUGUGUUUCUGCCCACCACGCUGCAGGGGGCAGAACAGAUUAUUCACACCAUGAAAGACCUGAAAAGCGAGGCGCCCUCUAGUACCGCAGAGGCAGCUGUGGUCGUUGUAGAUGACGACGACGAGAAACCAGAUGUGAAGCCGUUGGCGGUGAAGAGAGAGAGCGUUAAGGAGGAAUCCUCCAGCUGUGGCUCCAAAAAAGAGGAGAAGAUGGAAGAGGAGGAGGAGGAGGAUGAAAAGUAUGAGCCCGACCUGGACCUAGAGGCAGACUUCCCUCAAGCGUCGGAUCCCGUCCCGGUGCUGGAGGGAAUGGACGAGGACAUGAGCUUUUCUCUGCCUCCGGUCCUGGCAGAGGAGAACGAGGAGCUGCAGGAGUCUACGCCUCGACCUCGGCCCAGAAGACUGGGGAAUAAAAGGCAGGCCGUGGAGGACCUGCCUUCGUCCUCUCCGUCACGUCCAAGCAGCAACUUGGAAGGAAGGUCGCUGCCCCUCAAGUCUCGCUACGGCAUCAACGCCUGGAAACGCUGGGCGCUGUCCCUCUCUGACCAAUCAGAAGACACCAAAGAAAAGGAUACCUCCAAACCAACUCGGUCGAAAAGCAACCUGUUGUCRUUGAACGCAGAGGAGCUGAACUCAGCUCUGUCCCGAUUCGUCAGAGAGGCGUGCCGCCCAAAUGGGGAGCGCUACUCUCCAGACAGCAUCCUCUACCUCUGUCUGGGAAUUCAGCAGCAUCUUCACGCCAAAGGCCGGAAGGAUGAUCUGUUCAGCGACCCGUGUUACCAGCAGUUUGGAGAGGAGCUCAAUAAGGUGCUCAAGGACUGGCAGCCCAGUGUGCUUCCUGAUGGCUCGCUGUGGGGUCGGGUGGAGGAGCAGAGCCUGUGGAGCGGUCGGCACCUCGGGGAGCAGAGUCCGGCCUCCCUGCUCCGCUCACUGGUCUACCUAAACACCAAAUACUUUGGCCUGCGCACCGUGGAGCAGCACCUGCGCCUCUCCUUCGCCAACGUCUACGGGCCCGACACCAUCCAUCCUGUCAGCAAGGAGCGCAGCGUCUGCAUCCGCGUGCCCUCCAUCUCUCAGGAUCACCACGGUGAAGCACAGACAGAAUCUAGGAGAAGGAAGCGCAAGCAGGCCGAGGUCAAACGGGAUGAAAACGAGGCGGGCCACCCGCCUGUCCGCUACCCGGUAAAGAAGCACGAGUGUCGUCUCUACGAGCUCUACAGAUCCAAGUGUCCGCCUUUGCUAUGGGAGCGCCUCGACGUCUUCUACGUCCAACCGGACCCGGCCUGCAGCUCCGGCGACCCCGUCUGGUUCAGCUCCACUCCGCUGGAGCGUCAGAUCCUUGAAAGCCUCCUGACCAGAGUCCUCCUGGCCAGAGACAUUUACACAGACAAGCCACUCCGGGAGGAAGAGGAAGACGAGGAGGAGCGCGGCGAAGGAGCCGCAGGAGAGUAGURCCCGCUUUCGGACUCCCGCUCAGAAACCCGACGAGAGCAUUCGGGGGGGUAAUCUAGUUGUGCGUUGUCCCCUUCACCCGUCUCUUUUCCUCGUCUCUUCACCGACUCCGGUGACUUACUGUUUCCUCCUGGUGAGGGACGCCCAUGGCGAGCAGAGGAAGCUUACAGCGGCCUAGGCUUCUGCCUCAAACAGGAAGUCGGAGGUUGAAGCCUUUGAUUUGUUUGUUUGUUUGUUUGUUUGUUUUUUUGUUUUUGUUUUAGAGGAAAAUGACGGCCACGUAGGUGAACCGAGACGAGUGAAGUGAGCCGAAGCUCGUUCUUACCUUCAAACACCCCAAAAAAAGAGGGGGAAAAAAGGUUAAACGGACGGUGUGGAUGUGAAGGGAUAUCAGGAUGUUGUUUCCAAAACAUGCAGAUUUUAGUUCUCAGGCCAGCAGCUCAAACACAGGAAUAUCUCAGUCGUCCCCUCCUCAGGCCGCCACUCUAAGAAACCAGGAAAUCCCUCAUCACAUUCGCGUCCUUUUCACUCUCACCAGAUGGAGAAAGUAAAGCAAAAAGUACCGCAGCCUGACCCCACGGGGGAAACGCCAUCCUUUUGUUUAAAUGUCAAUCUCUUACUUCAGCARGUUACGAGUCUAGUUUAGUUACAAACAUCAGUCCGCUUUGCAUAUCUGAGUUUAAUUUUCUCGAUUCUGAAACAAAUUUGUUUGAAUUUYGGUUCCUUCGUGAUAACGCUGUGAGGGGAGCGGGUCGGCGUUCUCCAAACGGUUUUAUGCAAAGGAGAACAUCAAAUUCUGAGUUUUUCAAUCCCACUUGGUUUACUGUUAAUGCAUUCAUGCUAGAACUCCACUUGAGAGAAUAACAUCUUGUUGGUUCACCAUUACACAGACAGCGAYUUGUUGUGAUUAUUAUGCCAACACAUGCACAGUAUGCUGUAUCCAGCGCUCAGAGAUAGUUUUAUUUAUAUUAGAGAUGCACCGAUCAGAUAUUUCGUGGCCAGUUUCUGAUGUCCAAUUUUGGAAAGUAAUAACCUGAUACCAGUUUUAGUCAUUUCUUUAAAAUCCAUUAUUAAAAACAUUUCUUUUUUUAUUUCUACUUCUUGACACCAAAUUUAUAGUAAAAUGUCUAAKAAAGAAAUCAGGCCAAAGUUACACAGCUUGUGCUCUCCAUCACUUAAUAUCUACAUUUAAAGCUUUUGGGUCUGAUGCAUCUAUAAACUAAAAACCCUUUUAAAAAGAUUGACUAUUGCCUAUUUAUUUUAUUUUCUAUAUUGAACAUGCAAUAUGCACCAUCUCAAAAGACAAAAUAAUUUUUUUUWAUAUUACACAGUGCAUUCAAAAUAAUUUAAUUCUCCACAUUAACAUCUGAGAGAAAAGGCCUGUAUGUUUUCAUUGAAUUGUUUUCUCAUUUAUAGUUGACGUGAGCAAACAAGAUGUCUUCUGUCAUCAAUUAUUUAUACAAGGAGCAGAGGUGACGUCACACCGUGUGAGGGAGAGAGCAGUCAACGUUACACAGCUCCGSGGUCAAAACAUUCCACCGUUUGAAAACAAAUAGAAAAUUAAUAGUUGACAUUUUAAACCUACUUUAGGUAGGUUUAAUUUUCUGCUUGAGCUGCUACAAUCCUCUUUAAAAGGAUAAAACUGCAACACCUUUAGCUUCCUGUUAGCAUUGCUAAAAAAAAUGAACACCUGGAAUGUUUUCUAGAACCUUCAAACAUCCUUUGCGCUUCCUCUGACUACUUUUCUUUUUAAAUAAAGCCGUACUAUGUCAUUCUGUAGCAGCUUCCACAGAAAAGAGCUGCUUGGUUUUUAUGUGGUGCGUUUACUGACGGGGAAAAGAAUGGAUUGUUAGCUUCCGGCUGGUUUAGAGUCGAUGAAUGAGUGAAAUCGGCCUGUUAUUCCAGCAACCAGACAAUUUCUUGGUGCAUCUCUAAUAUUCUGUCCGUGGUUCUCUUAAACUGUACAAGGGGACUGGUUUAAUUAUCAACAGAAGAGGAAACCAGAUUUGCACAUCGCGAUAGACGGUCAAAAUCGACGCCACGAGAAACUCAGAAAUGCCGAAUUUAAAUAUCAGAGCCAGAUUUUUUAGUUUAAAUUUAAUUAAAUUAUCUUAACUUCAGAAUGUCCAAUUGGCUAAACUCGUCUGUGAAAAGCGAAGGGAGUAAAAGCAUUUGCUCAAACUAGCAUCGCUAACACAAGGCCAACUGAACGGCGUUUUCUGUAGCGAUCGACUUGCGUUGACGCUUGGACAAAGAGCUACUGUCUACAUUUUUCCCAAGAAAAAUGUCUUUUUCUUGGGGAAAAAGACAUUYUCAAGAAUGACUUUAAGACAUUCUUGAGAAAGGUCUUUAGAAAUCAGUUAAGUUUUUUUUUUUCCCAGGUAAAAAGAAAGAAACCAAGUCGUCAGGAUGACUUUGAGGACACGAAUGCUUGAAAAUCAACAAUGUGAUGUUCUAUCAUGUGUUGUUUCACUUCAGGUUUCUGCACACUCUUUAAAGGUGGUGUUACAAAGUCUUCUUGUUUGUGUUUUUUUUUUGUUUGUUUUUUUUAAAGUUGUAUAGCCUCUGCAUCGACUAGGCUGCCUUAACUUGCCUCCCAACGCCACCUGAACGCAGCAGAGCGCCGAUCCCAGGACAGAUCGGACCGCCUGCGGUUCAGGAGGCGGGUCUACYUUCCAACAUGCUGUGUCUCUAUUGGUUCACCCUCACUCGUGUGAUGUAGCAUUACCAGAGUACCGAACCCAGACUGUGUGUCAUAAACGCGUCCGAUUCAGGUUGGUUAUCUCGCGCAUCGUCAACACAGGAAAAAACUGCAGCUUGCAAACUUGCAGGAUUAAAAGUGUCUCUAAAACUUAUUUAUUCCUUAUUUUUGUUAAUGUGUUGGGAUUUUGCGGCUUUUCUUUUUCACCUUGUUGUCACUCAUUAGUUGCUGCUGUCUGUCCUGCGGUGGUGAAGGAUCCCGUGAAGCAUGAAGGAGGAGGAUAGUUUGAGUACGGAGCACUUCUUUCCAAGUCUCCCAUUUUCCUGACUUUUUAUUUUUUUUAUUUUUUUUUWAUAGACGUCUAGUACUGCAAAGUAAAAACUUUUUUGUUGUAGCAAAUUAUUCAUUGAAUAUUUUUUAUUCAAAACAGUCGAGUUAGACCGUUUUGUUUUUUUUUCUACUUGUCUCUUAAAGGUUUUUUUUGUUUUGUUUGUGGAGCUAAAACUCUCAGACUUCAGGCUGUUUCUCCUGUUACGUCAGACUUGCCUUGUGUGCGUAUUCCCAGUCGCUGCUUCCCUCGGACCGUGACGUUCUCCGAAGAACAGAUUGUGUUUAGAGGUCUGGAUCUGCAGUGAACACACACACACUAUGGCGGUGUAUUCCCCAGGGAGAUUAUUGGUCAGGUGGCUCCAUGCAGCUUAAAAAUCCAAACAUUCAAAUUUUCAGAGGAAACCAUUUAACCAGACUGAUUUAUUAUUAUUUUUGUUUUUUCCUUGCUGAACUGAGAGGCAACAACCAAACCUGCCACUGGUUUGGCCCUACAGUACACGCUGUGGCUGGCUUUAAUGCCUAAUGUGAAUGUGCCUAUCUGUAUAUAGUGAAAGUGAGUGAUUGUGACCUGAAUCCGAUGCUAUGUGUAUGGGCUGUUCUGCCAAUACGGUUAUGUUUAAUAAAUGAUUUCCUUUUUUCUAACCAGA